Notolabrus celidotus (New Zealand spotty) is the source of this 1526-nucleotide messenger RNA. RefSeq lists its product as uncharacterized. Lineage: Eukaryota; Metazoa; Chordata; Actinopteri; Labriformes; Labridae. The transcript has 5 exons. Bases 98 to 916 code for a protein of 272 amino acids. The record is from RefSeq and is a predicted model, not a curated record. Gene Ontology annotation, cellular component: mitochondrion. Gene Ontology annotation, molecular function: glycine N-acyltransferase activity.
AGGACCUCUACUGUACUUUAUAUAAUAAUAAUAAUAAUUAGAAUAAUAAUUAGAAUAAUAACCUGAUAUCUAGAGACAGAGCUCCUGUGAAGGGAUCAUGGAGCUGAACGUGGAGCAGCUGAAAGAAGCAGAGAGUGAGCUGAAGAGAUAUUUACCUGGAUCCCUGCAGGUGUACGGUGUUUUGAUGCUCAGAAACAGACUCACAUCAGACCGUAUGACGGUCUUUGUGGACCGAUGGCCUGACUUUAGUGUCCUUGUCUGCAGACCACAUUGUGAACAGAAAAAUGACCUCUUCAAAGACAUCAUGGUUUUUGCAAACGAUGAAACUCGUCUAGAAGAAACCUUGAGGAAGUCUUCUGUGGUGGACUGGACCAGGUACCUCUGUAUUGGCUGCAGUCAUCGUCACACGGAGAUAUUUAAAGCAGUGGCGUCUGAGAAGAACGUUCCCAGCUGCCAGCUUGCAGUGUGUCACGUGAUGAUCCUGGAGGAUGUUUCCAGCCUUCCCCCCGUGGACAGCUCGGAGGUCUCUCUCAGCUCUCUGGAUGAAUCACACAUCAGCCUGUUGAAUCGAACAUGGAAGUUUGGAAAGUGUGCUGAAGCUGUGAGGAUGAUCCAGAACAUGGUCACACACUUCCCUUCCUGCUGUGUCCUGGAUGCUGAGGGACAGCCUGUGGCCUGGCUCCUGGUGUACAGUAACUGUGCCAUGGGCAUGUUGUACACUCUGCCAGAGCACAGAGGGAAAGGUUACGCCAAAGUCCUGAUCUGCACCAUGGCCAAGAGACUCCACGCUGAGGGAUACCCGAUGUACUGCUUCAUAGAGGAGGAGAACGCGCUCUCCUACAAGCUCUUUACCAGCCUGGGCUUCACUGAGGAUCCUGCCUGCAGAUUUAUGUGGUUAGAGUUCAAUGAGCUUUAAACGACUUGAAAGAGUUUUUUUUAGAGCAGGGGUUCCCAAACUUUUCAGCCCCUGACCCCCAAAAUAUAGAUCCCAAAGACUCUUGACCUCCACUGUCCCUCAGAGUGAUUUAAUGUGUCUUCAUUCAGCUGAUAGGUGGAGCCGUUGCACCACCUUGAAUUGAAUCAGGCCAGAAGAACAACAUUCUUAACCACUACAAAAGAGCAGUCAUCCUCUCUUGAAGUCUUGCUGCUCUGUAGCUUUUAUGAUUAUAUUUUUUUAUGUGUCUCAUGUGAGACACUUUAAUUGCCUUCUUGCUGAAAUGUGCCAAAGAAAUAUCAGUGCCUUGCCCUGCCUUACCUUUUUCAAUUCAACUUCUGCACCUUGCAUCAGAGAAGGUGUAGAAGAGAGUGUUUUUAAUUCUGUGUUUACUUCAGACUCAUGUUGAUCAGUGGUGUACUCAGGGGGGGAGAGCCUCAUGUGUGAAAGAGAUCCUCUGGGGUUAGAUCAAACACUACAGAGUGCCUUCUCUGGUGACCUUUUAUUCAACAUUGCAUGAAACAGUGUCGUCUGGUUGCACCUCAAAUUUACAAAAUGUAAAAAUAAUAAUAAUAAAAGUUCUUUGUUUGCA